CUCCACCCCAGCACCAACAACAGCAACAACAGCCAAUAAACAAAGAUACAGUCACCAAGCAAAGGAUACCAGCUAUCUUUUUGCCUCUGGUGACUGAUGUAGUGCCACUGAUGGAUAUGCUUUAUAAGCAUCCAUCAGUGAAAGGAUUCAGCACUAAAGCUACUGGUGGUGCUGGGCGAGGACUACGUAUUCACUGCCAUGACCUUGAUACAUAUAAUGCAGUACUGAGUGUACUGCAGCAAGAAAAGCUGCAACUGCACACUCACCAGCCACGCCAGUUAAAAGGCUAUCGAGUGGUGCUAAAGCACUUGCACCACUCGACACCUUGCGACUGGUUGAGGGUGCAGUUGCAUGCUCUGGGCUUCAUGACGCGUUUCGUGCGCGUCAUGAAGCACAGAUUCACAUCAAAGCCACUCAAUCUGUUUGAGAUUGAGCUCCAGCCACAGCCUGAUGGCAGCCAUGAGGCGGUGCUCAGUCUCAAACAGAUCGGUAUGCAAGCAACAAUAACGCACAGACAAAUGCAGCAGCAAAUACAAGUAAAACUGAACAAAUACAGCAAACACAACAAGAACAAGUACCACAAGUACAACAAACACAACAACAACAAGUACAGGUACAGCAAAUACAGCAAGAGCAAACUGAACAAAUUGCUCAAACAAGGCGGCAGCCACAACAUUAUCCUAUGCCAGCGAGAAACACUACUGACCGUUAAUGCACCAGCCGGAUCCAAAAUGAAGAUGACGACUACAUGCAGCAGCAACAACAAUGACGACGAUCAGCUAAUAAUCUAA
Messenger RNA from Drosophila mojavensis, 791 nucleotides. RefSeq lists its product as uncharacterized. The annotation marks the transcript as partial. Lineage: Eukaryota; Metazoa; Arthropoda; Insecta; Diptera; Drosophilidae. The transcript is spliced from 3 exons. The record is from RefSeq and is a predicted model, not a curated record.